GUGACUGAAUUAAAUGACCCUCUUUCAAAUGAGGAAAGGAACCUGUUGUCGGUUGCAUACAAGAAUGUUGUUGGAGCCCGUCGCUCAUCAUGGCGAGUGAUCAGCAGCAUUGAGCAGAAGACAUCUGCUGAUGGCAAUGAAAAGAAAAUAGAAAUGGUCCGUGCCUACCGUGAAAAAAUUGAAAAAGAAUUGGAAGCAGUGUGUCAGGAUGUGUUGAGCCUCUUAGAUAAUUUCCUAAUCAAAAAUUGUAGUGAAACACAGUAUGAAAGCAAAGUGUUUUACUUGAAAAUGAAAGGCGAUUAUUACCGAUACUUGGCGGAAGUUGCCACUGGUGAAAAGAGAGCAGCAGUGGUUGAAUCUUCAGAGAAAGCUUACAGUGAGGCUCAUGAGAUUAGCAAGGAACACAUGCAACCUACUCAUCCUAUACGGCUGGGCUUGGCACUCAACUAUUCUGUGUUCUAUUAUGAGAUCCAAAAUGCCCCUGAACAGGCUUGCCAUCUGGCCAAGACAGCCUUUGACGAUGCUAUUGCAGAGCUGGAUACCCUAAAUGAGGACUCUUACAAGGACUCUACACUUAUCAUGCAACUCCUACGUGACAACCUAACACUCUGGACAAGUGAUCAGCAAGACGAUGAUGGUGGAGAAGGGAAUAAUUAA
This is a messenger RNA of Staurois parvus, 657 nucleotides long. Lineage: Eukaryota; Metazoa; Chordata; Amphibia; Anura; Ranidae. The record is from the annotation of a GenBank genome assembly.